AUGAAUAUUCAUUCUGUCGCUCACUUUGCAACACUCAACACAACAAUAAAAGCUAAUGUUAAAAUAUGGUGUUGAAUUGUCUCCCCCCUUUUUUCCCUAACGUGAAAAGUGUGCUUUUUAGGGAUUUGAUGUCGUUUUGGCUUUUCUUUAACAAAUUGACAGAUGAAUUGAAGUGAAAAAUGGGCAGUAUUGGAGACACGAAAGGGGAAUUCAAACCCUCUGAUAUUAACCCAAGCACCGAUUUUGCAGAUGGCGAGACUCAGCCUUUUGAAUUUGACUCACAGUUUCCCGUCUCUCCAUUUUGUGGUUACAGAGAUGAUAAUGAGGAUGAUGAUGAAUUAAACUAUCCACAAGAUACGGUUCCUUUAGAUGAUAAUAAUGUAGCAGUCGAGGAUGGUUUAGAGAUCCAAAUUCUAAACCUUGGUGAGGAAACUCAAGUGUUGGACUUUGGUGGCGAAACACAAGUGUUGGAUGAUUUAGAUUGCUGUGAAAAUAUAGAGACCCAAUUGUUGGAUGCAUUUGAUGUCAGUGUUGUUCUUGAUAGUGAAGGUGAAGGAACCGAUGGAACUGAGGUUUUCGAUGAUGGUGAUGAGGUCUCAGAUGAUGAGGUUGUAAUUGGAGAUUGUGGUCGAUCAAUUGGCCAUGAGGAGAAGGAAUCUUUAGAGCAAUGUAGAGCAUCAACCGAUGAAUGCAGGAGUUCGGGAAUCCAUGUUCCUACAGCAACACCAGAUGUCAAAGCUGUGUCGGAAGGGAAACCUGGAUCUGUCCAAAGGUUUACUUCAGUUCGUGCAGCGUCCCUGCGGGCCUCUGGUCUUGCAGCUCGUAAUGCGGCAUUACGGGAAAUGAACAACGAAUCUUGUUCUAACCAGACAGAUAGCCGGUUUUCAAACCAGUGCACAGUCGAUAGUAAGGGUUUAAAUCUGAAAGUUGUGGAGAACAUUAGUCAGCGACAAGAUCAGAACUCGAUCAAUUUCAGGAUUGGUUGUCCAACUGCAAGAAAACUUUUUGCUGAGGAUUGUUUUACUGAAAAUAAAGAACUUUCUAGGAACAGUGAAGUUGCGGAUGCAAGAGAAGAUUUGCUUGAGGCUCCUGAUUGCGAUGGUCCAUUAGCAGGUUUAAGUUAUAUAGACUCUCAAGAACCUGGGGAGUUAUCACAAGCUAAUGCACUUGAUUUCGUGGAAAGAUUUGUAAAUGACAAAUUGAUGGAACUUGAUAACGAAGUUGAUUUUGGAAAGAGUACAGGGGGAAAUUCGAAACUUAUUUCGUGUGCAAAAGGGCUGCAAAGUUUGGCCAAGAGAACUAUCGAAAGAAGCACUGCCGGUGAAGCAGGGAAUUUUGAAUGGGAUGAUUUUCGGGAGGACGAAGGAGGGGGUGACAUCUAUCGGAGAAUGAAGGAAGAAUUCUAUGGUAAUAGAAGCCAAGCACGGAAAUCUUCUACCAACCUACGGAAGCCUAAAGGAAAGAAACUAAAUGAAUCUUGUAAUGUAGACCAACCAAAGUCCGGUGAUAAAAGGAUGGUUCAUUCUGAGUCAAAAUUAUUGUUGUGCAAGUUGAAAGAUAAUGACAUGACCUUACAAGAAGGUCAAAUGAAUUUUAGAAAAAAUCUUUCCAAUGAGUUUGAUGAACAGUUUAACUCAGAUUCCUCGAGAGGACAAUUGGAACCUACUGGGGCUAAGACAGGUGCUGCUGAAGAACUAAAUGAUGUAGGUUUUGACACCCAGAUUGCUGCUGAAGCUAUAGAAGCCUUAUUCAAUGGGGAGGCGGCUACUGAACCAAAAGCUAAUCAAGGUGUCCAAAGCAUAUCUAAGGGCUCCUCUAAAGCUUCAUUUAGAGGAAAAGCGGGAAAGAGAAUUUCUUCUACAUCCAGAAAGGGUGUUUCUUGUUCUGAUGCUACUCGAUUUACAAGACAAUCCAAGAGAAGUAAGUUGAAUGAAGAUUCUUCAGUUUUGCUGGAGAAACAUUCCAAGAAUGUCAGGAAGGAAUCCUCGGUCACAACUCCAGUCAGUGAUUCUAAAAAAGGUAGAAAACGGAUUAAAGAGGUUGAUUUCCUUCAAGAAAGUAGAAUUGGGAGUACGGAUGUUAAGUUAUCUGGAAUGUCAAAUGCUAAUGGGCAGCUUUCUAUAUUGCAUUCUGAUCAAUCUGGAGAACAUGGAAAUGGAAAUGGAAAUGUCAAAUUAAGUAUCGAUGUUCAUUUGGAACUGAUUUCUAAGAGUAUUGGCAAUCAUGUACCAAGUUAUCCCAGAGAAAGAAGAUCCUCUCGGAAAAUGCCUGUUGGCCUUGGUGAGUCUGAUAAAAUGGAAGCACAGUCCCGAAAACCUGCUCAGCCUGAUGACAAUGGAAAACCAACUGCUAUGCAGAAAAGGUCGAGAGGGAACAAUAGAAGCACAUGCAUUCCAUCAUCCACUAGGAGGACUGCACGAUCAUCUGUGAAUACUUGCCCACUUCCGUAUUUUUCAGACCAGAAUUCAGAAGGGAAAUUGUCUCGUCAAAGUUUGGAUAAACAGGGUUCAGAUGCGGAUGAACUUAAUUGCAAUUUUUCUGACAAGAAUGGGAGAAUGAUAUCAAAAAGAAAAAUUGGGCCCAAGGCAGCAAAGGCAAUCACACAUGCUGGUGGAAAUCCUGAUGCAAUUUCUUUGUCAAAUGCAGAAAAUUUAACCGUGAAUGUUGAUUCUGAUAAAUCACCAAAAGAGAAAUCGAGAUCACCUGGUUCUCUAUGCACUACUCCAACUAACCAUCUGACACCCAUCAAUGCUGCAUCGCCUGUUUGUAUGGGUGAAGAAUAUUAUAAAAUGUCAUGCAAGAAGAACCUGUUAAAAGCUUCACUUAUUAAAGAACUCAGAAGUUUAUGCCCGAAUGAGGCUGAACCAAUUUCCCCUUUGAAAGAUAUGAGGAAAAGAAGGAAUUUGGCCGAUGUUCGAGUCUUGUUCAGCAACCACCUAGAUGAGGAUAUACUUAAACAGCAGAAAAAGAUCUUGGCCCGCCUAGGUAUUCAUGAGGCAUCAACUAUUUUAGAUGCGACGCACUUUAUAACCGAUAAAUUUGUCCGCACUAGGAAUAUGUUAGAAGCGAUUGCUUCUGGCAAAUCAGUUGUCUCACAUUUAUGGCUUGAAAGCAUCGGACAAGUUAAUAUUCACAUCGAUGAAGAAGCUUAUAUAUUGAGGGAUAUCAAAAAAGAGAAAGAGCUUGGCUUUUGCAUGCCGGUUUCUUUAGCACGUGCACGCAAGCGGCCCUUAUUACAGGGCCGAAGAGUUUUAAUCACCCCAAAAACAAAGCCAGGUAAAGAAACAAUCUCACGAUUGGUGACUGCAGUUCAUGGUCAGGCAAUUGAGAGAACUGGCAAAUCCUCUAUGAAGGAUGACAAAAUCCCAGAUGAUUUGUUGGUUCUAUCAUGUGAAGAAGAUUACGAAAUUUGUGUUCCUUUCCUUGAAAAAGGGGCAGCCGUUUACAGUUCAGAGCUGCUACUGAAUGGAAUAGUUACUCAGAAGCUGGAUUACCAAAGGCAUCGUCUCUUCGAAGAUCAUGUUAGACGAACCCGAUCGACCGUAUGGAUGAAGAAAGACAAUAAGUUCCACCCUGUGACAAAAGCUUAAAUGAAGCUUUCUGGUUUCUUACUUUUGUUUCUAGCUUCCUCUGAAUUUUCGUCGUGUGUUUUCCGAUUUCUUCGGCACAUCGUUUUUGUAGGCGUCAAAUUUAGAACACACGGUGAUCUGUACAUGUCUUAGAAGUAGUUUAGCUGUGUAAAUGCUUAAGAUGUAUGUUUCAUUUUCUUUUCUCUUCAAUUUUGUUCAUAAAUUUGACAUCAUGUUAUAUUUUGGUGUUUAUUUGCUGAUCCAUGUACUUGGGGUCAAGCAAAUCGGUUCAAGCCACCACCUUCCAGGGAGAUAGUGUUUGAGUUUCAACAUUUACAA
Gossypium raimondii (Peruvian cotton) is the source of this 3908-nucleotide messenger RNA. RefSeq lists its product as uncharacterized. The record is from RefSeq and is a predicted model, not a curated record. The transcript has 9 exons. Bases 180 to 3590 code for a protein of 1136 amino acids. Lineage: Eukaryota; Viridiplantae; Streptophyta; Magnoliopsida; Malvales; Malvaceae.